This is a messenger RNA of Pelodiscus sinensis (Chinese soft-shelled turtle), 936 nucleotides long. Its product is annotated as olfactory receptor 14C36-like. The record is from RefSeq and is a predicted model, not a curated record. Lineage: Eukaryota; Metazoa; Chordata; Testudines; Trionychidae. Gene Ontology annotation, biological process: G protein-coupled receptor signaling pathway. Gene Ontology annotation, molecular function: G protein-coupled receptor activity; olfactory receptor activity. Gene Ontology annotation, cellular component: membrane.
AUGUCCAACCGAAGCACCGUGACUGAGUUCCUGCUCCGGGGAUUCUCUGACGUCCGGGAGCUGCAGAUUUUGCACUUUGUGCUGUUCCUGGUGCUUUACCUGGCAGGGCUAAUGGGGAAUCUUCUCAUCGUCUCAGCGGUAGUCCUCGACCACCGUCUGCACACCCCCAUGUACUUCUUCCUGGUGAAUCUGUCCAUCCUAGACCUCGGCUCCAUCUCCGUCACCGUCCCCAAAUCCAUGGUUAACUCCCUCCUGGACACCAGGGUGAUUUCCUAUGCUGGAUGCGUUGCCCAAGUCUUUCUUUUUUUAGUCUUCACUUCAACUGAUCUUGCCCUUCUCACCACCAUGGCCUACGACCGAUACGUCGCCAUCUGCCAGCCACUGCACUACGAGCAAGUGAUGAAUAGGAGAGCCUGUGUCUAUAUGGCUGCCGGUGCCUGGCUUGCUGGUAUUGUCUACUCUGCCCUGCACACCGGGAGUACCUUCAACUUACCCUUCUGCCAAUCCAAUGUCAUUGACCAGUUCUUCUGUGAAAUUCCCCAGCUCCUCAAGUUAGUCUGCUCCGACUCCUACAGCAGUGAAAAUGGGGUCAUUGCCUGUGGUCUGUUUUUAUGUUUAAGUUGCUUUGCAUUUAUCAUUGUGUCAUAUGUUCAGAUCUUCAGAGCGGUGCUGAGAAUCCGUUCGGUGCAGGGCCGGCACAAAGCCUUCUCCACCUGCCUCCCUCACCUCACUAUGGUCUCUUUGUUACUUUCUACGGGCUGUUUUGCAUACCUGAAGCCCACCUCCACCUCUGCAUCAUAUUUGGAUCUUACGAUGGCUGUUGUCUAUUCCCUGGUACCUCCAAUGAUCAAUCCGGUCAUCUACAGCCUGAGGAACAAGGAGCUCAAAGCUGCCUUAAAGAAACUGAUCAUGUGGAGGUUAUUCGUGAAGAAUUAA